Peromyscus californicus insignis is the source of this 3110-nucleotide messenger RNA. It is a transcript of the gene Brinp3, whose product is annotated as BMP/retinoic acid inducible neural specific 3. The transcript is spliced from 8 exons. The record is from RefSeq and is a predicted model, not a curated record. Gene Ontology annotation, biological process: positive regulation of neuron differentiation; negative regulation of mitotic cell cycle. The coding region runs from base 549 to 2849 and encodes 766 amino acids. NCBI's taxonomy places the organism in Eukaryota, Metazoa, Chordata, Mammalia, Rodentia, Cricetidae.
GGGGGUGAGAGGAAAGAAGACCCAGUCCUGGGCGCUCUGCUCCGGAGGUGACCACCAGGGAGGGGGUGAGGCUUCAGGGCUGCGGGUUUCAUGCUGCGUCUGUAGCCAAACAGUGGCAGAGAGUUGGAGUCUUUGAUGCCUGUUCUCCCAGUCCCUCAGAGUUGAAACAGAAAGCCUCCUACUUGAGGUCCAGAACGUGAUCAGUCCUUCGGAGCAGGGACCUCCUUGUAAGUGGAGCAUGGCUGGGAGAUGCAGUGUAAGCUCUAUUUGAAAGGGUAAAAUGCACUUUCCCUGCUGUGUGAGCUGCCAAACAGCUGUUAGAAAAGAGGAGGAGGUGACCAGGGUUACAAAUUAACCCUAGCUUGCUUGCAAAGGACAGCCAGCCAAAUGUAUGUAAGCUAAGAAGAAAGCCCCAAGCUGUAAAGCUGUCACAGUGUGGAGACAGAUGAUUCAGAUUCUGGGGACUUUUGAUUUGUUUGUCAUCAUGCAGUUAACCAGGUGUUGAGGGAGAGCUGAGAGGAUGAAGGCUCUAAGUCCCCAGUGGAAGCAUGAUAUGGCGGCGCAGAGCUGGUGCUGAAUUGUCCUCUCUGAUGGCUCUAUGGGAGUGGAUAGUACUGAGUCUUCAUUGCUGGGUUUUAGCGGUUACUGCUGUCUCUGACCAGCAUGCCACAAGCCCCUUCGACUGGCUCCUCUCUGAUAAGGGACCCUUCCAUCGCUCACAGGAGUACACAGAUUUUGUGGACAGAAGCCGACAGGGAUUUAGCACAAGAUACAAGAUAUACAGGGAGUUUGGCCGUUGGAAGGUAAAUAACCUUGCAGUUGAGAGAAGAAAUUUCCUGGGCUCUCCUCUGCCUCUUGCCCCUGAAUUCUUCCGGAACAUAAGGCUUUUGGGACGGCGACCUACACUUCAGCAAAUCACAGAAAACCUUAUCAAGAAAUAUGGGACUCAUUUCUUGCUAUCUGCUACUCUGGGAGGAGAGGAGUCACUCACAAUUUUUGUGGACAAGCGGAAGCUGAGCAAAAGAUCUGAAGGAAGUGACACAAGCACCAAUAGUUCGUCUGUCACCCUGGAGACCCUACAUCAGUUGGCUGCUUCCUAUUUCAUUGACAGGGACAGCACUCUUCGCAGACUCCACCAUAUCCAAAUUGCAUCCACUGCCAUCAAGGUGACAGAAACACGGACCGGUCCUCUUGGCUGCAGUAACUAUGACAACCUAGAUUCUGUCAGCUCUGUUCUGGUUCAAAGUCCUGAGAAUAAAAUUCAGUUGCAAGGGCUUCAAGUUCUCCUUCCCGACUACCUUCAGGAACGUUUUGUGCAGGCCGCGUUGAGCUACAUUGCUUGCAAUUCAGAGGGGGAGUUUAUCUGCAAAGAUAAUGACUGCUGGUGCCACUGUGGCCCAAAAUUCCCAGAAUGCAACUGCCCCUCCAUGGACAUUCAAGCCAUGGAAGAAAAUCUUCUUCGAAUAACAGAAACAUGGAAAACCUACAACAGCGACUUUGAAGAUUCAGAUGAAUUCAAGUUCUUCAUGAAAAGACUACCCAUGAAUUAUUUCCUCAACACAUCAACCAUAAUGCACUUAUGGACAAUGGAUUCUAAUUUCCAGCGCCGCUAUGAACAACUGGAAAACAGCAUGAAGCAGCUUUUCCUGAAGGCACAAAGAAUUGUACACAAGCUCUUUAGCCUUAGCAAACGGUGCCACAAACAGCCCCUCAUCAGCCUGCCGAGACAGAGAACCUCAACGUACUGGCUCACUCGCAUCCAGUCUUUUCUCUACUGCAAUGAGAACGGCCUCCUGGGCAGCUUCUCUGAGGAGACGCACUCCUGCACCUGUCCCAACGACCAGGUAGUGUGCACAGCCUUUCUGCCCUGCACUGUGGGCGAUGCCUCUGCCUGCCUGACCUGUGCACCUGACAACCGUACCCGCUGCGGCACCUGCAACACAGGCUACAUGCUGAGCCAGGGACUCUGCAAGCCUGAAGUCGCCGAGUCAACUGAUCACUACAUUGGCUUUGAGACUGACCUGCAAGACCUAGAGAUGAAAUACCUGUUGCAGAAAACCGACCGACGAAUAGAAGUCCAUGCCAUCUUUAUCAGCAAUGACAUGCGCCUCAAUAGCUGGUUUGAUCCUUCCUGGAGAAAGCGGAUGCUCCUGACUUUGAAGAGUAACAAGUACAAGUCCAGUCUGGUUCACAUGAUCUUGGGUCUCUCUUUACAGAUUUGCUUAACUAAAAAUAGCACGUUGGAGCCGGUGCUGGCGGUUUACAUCAAUCCCUUCGGAGGCAGCCAUUCCGAGAGCUGGUUUAUGCCUGUGAGUGAAAGCAGCUUUCCAGACUGGGAGCGGACUAAGCUGGACCUCCCACUACAGUGCUAUAAUUGGACACUGACUCUGGGAAACAAAUGGAAGACAUUUUUUGAGACAGUACACAUCUACCUGAGGAGUCGCAUCAAGGCGAAUGGCCCCAACAGCAACGAGAGCAUUUACUAUGAGCCUUUGGAGUUUAUUGACCCAUCCCGGAACCUGGGCUACAUGAAAAUCAACAACAUCCAAGUGUUUGGAUACAGCAUGCACUUUGACCCUGAAGCUAUCCGGGACCUGAUUUUGCAGCUGGACUACCCCUACACUCAGGGAUCCCAGGACUCGGCACUUUUGCAGCUACUAGAGAUAAGAGACCGUGUAAAUAAACUCUCCCCACCUGGUCAGCGCCGUCUAGAUCUUUUCUCUUGCUUGCUUCGUCAUAGACUAAAGCUGUCUACUAGUGAGGUGGUGAGAAUUCAAUCUGCUCUGCAGGCAUUUAAUGCCAAAUUACCAAACACAGUGGAUUAUGACACAACCAAAUUAUGUAGUUAACCGUAUGUCAAGCACAACCCAAAACCUUGAAGGAGUUUUUACAGUGCUUUUGUGGAACAGUUUAUGUUUGGAAAAGUAAAUUUAAAUUGUCUUUUCAAUAUCUGUCUUAUAUCAGUCAAUAACGUUGGAUGGCAAUUUACACACAUGAACUUGCUGACAAUGAAUAUAUUAUACUACAGUUUUGGUUUAUGAAUGAAAUAAAUACUGACACCAGUCUAGAAGACAUUCUACUUUUUACAAUAAAUUUCAUUUGUAAUUUUA